AUGAGGAGGCAGCCUGGGACCUCAAAGGGGGAGCAGGUGAUGGCAGCCAUGCUCCUGACAGCCUGGCCCCAGAAGUCGGUGACCUUCGAGGAUGUGGCUGUGUACUUCACCCAGACGGAAUGGGAUGGCCUGUCCCCUGCACAGAGGGCCCUGUACAGGGAUGUGAUGCUGGAGAAUUAUGGGAAUGUGGCCUCCUUGGGAUUUUCUCUUCUCAAACCUGCUGUGAUCUCACAACUAGAGGGAGCAGGUGAGCUGGGGGGCCCAUCUCCACUGGUGGAUGGAACAGAAACAGGCCCCCAGGGCCUCUGGACUGAGAAACAGCAGGAAGUCCAUUUAGUAGGAAGCAUAAAGAAAGAAAACUGCGGCGUCAUUGACGGAAUAGUGAAAGACGACAGCAGCCCUGGGGCGGAGUAUUUCUUUAGUCAGAGUCCAAACUUGGGUCAGUGUUACACCGUCAGCACUGGAGAGCAGCACCCUGAACUUAUAGGAUUGGAGAGAGCCUUCAGCUUUGACACAAAACUUAUUCAGCAUGAAAUAAUUAAUUCGGGGGAAAGACCUUUUAAAUGUCAAGAAUUAGUGGAAACCUUCAGGUGUAACCCUCAGCAUCAAGAUGGCUGCACUGGGGAGAAGCCCUAUCAGUGUAAGGAGUGUGGCAAAGCCUUUAGCAUUAAUGCAAAAUUAAUUUGGCAUCAGAGACUUCACAGUGGGGAGAAACCCUUCAAAUGUGUGGAGUGCGGGAAAAGCUUCAGUUCCAGUUCCCAUUAUAUCACCCAUCAGAGCAUCCACAGCGGGGAGAAGCCCUAUCAGUGUAAGGUGUGUGGCAAAGCCUUCAGCGUCAACGGGAGUCUAAGUCGGCAUCAGAGAAUCCAUACGGGAGAGAAGCCCUAUCAGUGCAAGGAGUGUGGAAGUGGCUUUAGCUGCAGUUCUGCAUACAUCACACACCAGAGAGUCCACACUGGAGAGAAGCCUUACGAAUGCAGUGACUGUGGGAAAGCUUUCAAUGUUAAUGCAAAAUUGAUUCAACAUCAGAGAAUCCACACUGGAGAGAAACCUUACGAGUGUAAUGAGUGUGGGAAAGGCUUCAGGUGCAGCUCCCAGCUGCGGCAGCAUCAGAGCAUUCACACCGGGGAGAAGCCCUAUCAGUGUAAGGAGUGCGGGAAAGCUUUCAGUAAUAAUGCAAAACUCGUCCAGCAUCAAAGAAUCCACACAGGUGAGAAACCCUAUGAGUGUACCGACUGUGGAAAAGCCUUUAGUGUCAAAGGGAAGUUAAUCCAGCACCAGAGAAUCCACACGGGGGAGAAACCCUAUGGGUGUAACGAAUGUGGGAAAGCCUUCAGCUGUAGUUCUGACUAUAUUGUACAUCAGAGGAUCCAUACUGGAGAGAAACCCUUUCAGUGUAAGGAGUGUGGAAAAGCCUUCCAUGUUAAUGCCCAUUUAAUUCGGCAUCAGAGAAGCCACACUGGGGAGAAACCCUUUAGAUGUGUGGAGUGUGGCAAAGGGUUUAGCUAUAGUUCUGACUGUAUUAUACAUCAGACUGUCCAUACUUGGAAGAAACCCUUUGUGUGUAAUGUGUGUGGGAAAGCCUUCAGGUUUAGCUUCCAACUUAGUCAGCAUCAAAGUGUCCAUAGUGAAGGAAAAUCGUAAUGAGAAGG
Molecule: messenger RNA, 1652 nt
Organism: Odobenus rosmarus divergens (Pacific walrus)
Lineage: Eukaryota; Metazoa; Chordata; Mammalia; Carnivora; Odobenidae
Gene: ZNF23
Product: zinc finger protein 23
Exons: 6
Coding region: 1-1644 (547 amino acids)
Biological process (GO): regulation of transcription by RNA polymerase II
Cellular component (GO): nucleus
Molecular function (GO): DNA-binding transcription factor activity, RNA polymerase II-specific; RNA polymerase II transcription regulatory region sequence-specific DNA binding
Source: RefSeq, a predicted model, not a curated record